This is a messenger RNA of Spodoptera littoralis (African cotton leafworm), 3132 nucleotides long. Lineage: Eukaryota; Metazoa; Arthropoda; Insecta; Lepidoptera; Noctuidae. The record is from the annotation of a GenBank genome assembly.
AUGGUUAGUAAAGAGGCACAGCCACCGGUGGUUGAGGUUUCGAAGAAAAGCCGUCGUAGGGGACGUAGAGCCGGUAGCCGAGCCGGCAGCCGGGCUGCCAAGAGACGAGCGAGAAAGGCUUCGAGCCAGACCAUAACCGCUGCCGCAAUCGCCACAACUAUCCCUGAGAAGUUAGGUUCUCCGGCCAAGUGCGCUGUGCAUGCAUUCCUGCUGAAGUACCAAAGUGCAAUGAGGAAGAUUCCCGCGCAGCUGCCACCAAAGGUUCACGCCGGACCACCUGCUCCUCACGGACCGCCAUCUAAGAGAGUGAAACGUGUGUCGUGGCGUGAGGACAAUAGCGUGUCGUGCGGCGGCGGCGGCGACCCGGCCGUGCUGGCGGUGGGGCCGGCGCGCAAGCCGCUCCAGUACUCGCGCGACCAACUCAUGCGGCUGAGGAACUCGCCGCUCGUCAAGCGGAACCUGGAGAACGCGUUCGCUGGAUGCGAGGCGCUUGCGCUUGUGCUGAAGAGACGUUCUGAUUCACCGAAUGAGGAAGACCGAGGCGCGAGAGGCGAUGCACCCAAUGAGAACCAUAAGGUAAAUGCUAAGGGUGUAUAUGGGCGUGACCGGGACCGCGAACGUAGAUCAGCGGACCCUCGCGAGCGGGUGCGGAAGGAGAGCGAGCCGAGUGGCGGAGGUAUCGUGCUGUCACCGCAGCGGCGCAGCUUCACGUCGGGCUGCGGGGCACCGGCGGCCGCGGCCCCAGCGGCGCCGCCCCCGCACCUGGCGCGCACCCGCCCGGAGUCUCCGCUGGCGGCCCCGGCGCCCGCCGCCGCGCCGCAUCAACCGCAGCAUCCUGCCAAGCCUGAACAAGGAGGUCGUCGCAUCGGCUCUGGUCGCAUCAUGGUGCGCGACGUGCCCAACAACGCGUGGGAGGAGGGAGAUUACCGAGGCGGGGCAGAGCCCUACCGCCCUCCGCGCGAGAGGGAACGUGAGCGCGAACGUGAACGGGAACACACCAGGCCUAACAACGAAAGGUUCGAACGGCGCUCGUUCGGUAGAGACUCCUACUCCUCUGACAUCAAGAGGGAACGGGAGGAUCGAUUCAUCAACGAGAAGAUGCGAGACAGAGAGGACAACCGUAGAUCUGGUGGUCGCUUCUCUCAACGACGCCUUGAGAAGGAAGAUGAACCCGAAUGGUUUAGUGGAGGGCCAACAUCUCAACUGGAAACGAUCGAGCUCCGCGGUUUCGACGAUCCGCCCAAGAAGAACGGCAACGCGAACAAUAAAGAGACUGAGAAGUGGAACAACAGUGGCGGCGCGCGGUCGCCGGCCACGGAGCGCUGGCGGGAGACGUCGCCCGUCACGCAGCCUGCCAACGACUCCACCAACUCCAGCAAUGAUAAGGAUUCUGGAGUGGAGUCGAAGAGUGAGGAGACGGUGCAGAACAGCGAUCAGCAGGAGUUCAACCUGGACGAGUUCCUCAAGUUCGAUACCAUACCCGACGUACUUACUAACGGCGGCGGCGAGACGGAGGGCGGCAGUAGGUUCAGUCGCUGGUUCCGACGCGAGAGUCCCACCAACGAUGCCAAGCAUUACGAGCGACUCUUGCAUAAUAUGGUCGACGACCUGGACAACGGUCGCAGCGAGCCUAGUCCAGCGCUGGGCGGCGGCGAGGCCCACGUGUUCGCUCCAAUAUCCCCGGCCGGCAGACCACAGAACCCCUCGCUGUUUGAUCUCUUACUCCGAGCCAACGCUAACACUGCGCACGAUGCGAGACCUGAAGCCCAACAAGUAGGUGGCAAGAUGCACAGCCUGGAGGAGCUGGAGGCGCGGCUGAGGCCCCAGCACUCACACUCCCAACACUCCCAGCACUCACAGCACUCUAUGCCGCAGCAUCAUGUACCGGAGCAUGAUCUCACCGCUUUCAAACGACUUCUGGCGCAGGUGUCGGGCGGGCACGCAGUAGCGGCGGCGCCUGAACCCCCGCGUCCCCAGCCCCCGCCACAACCCAUGAGCUUGUUACAGAUGCUGAACAAGAGCAUGGAGCAGCAGCAGCAGCAGCAGGCGGCGGCGCAGCACCAGCCGCCGCACAUACCGCAGGAGCUGCUGUACAAACUGCUGCAGGUGCAGCAACACCAGCAGCAACAGGCGGCGGCGGCGGCGGCCGUGAGCGCGGAGCUGGCCGGCAUGGCGCCCGCUGACAGGGACCUGCUGCAGCGGCCCGAGGCACAGGCCAUCGUGAGGGGUCUGAAAACGGGUGAGAUUACGGCCCAGCACUUAAUGCAGCAGCUGAGUAACCCAGGUCUUCAGAGUCGGCACCGUGAAGUAUUGCUUACCAUACUAAGACUGCACCAACACCAGAGACAGAUGGGCGAGUCCCCGUUACCGGGAGGCCCUCACCUGGUGGUUCCACCUCAUCAUCAACCGCUGAGACUGUCGCCCUUACCUCAUCAAGGCGUGCCGGCUCGCAUUCCUUCGCCGCGCGAGUUAGCUGCGCACACGCAGUCCAUAAUGCAGAAUGCUCUCAUCAAGAAGAAGCUGGAGGAGCAGCGCGAGAACUACCGCCGGCGGCAGGAGAUGCAGCAACCCAAACAGUCCACUCCUAUAUCAUUCACACCCACCUCGGUAUUACGUAAAAUGACUGCAGAGAAAGAGUCUGACACGCCUAGUCCGAAGCAGCAACAGUGGACGCAACCACCCAAGGUGCCGCAGGGCAGGCCUAUAGUUAAGGGUAACCAAAGCGGCAAUGCGCCGACGAUCGGCUACGCAACGCCCAAUGAUUAUCAACAGCAUUAUAUGAAUCAACAGCAGCAAAUGCUUGGUUCAGUCCGACCGUUCCCACAUCCGCCACAGAGGCAACAAGUACCUAACUCUUACAACAAUAUGAACAAUAUGGCUCGCGGUAUGGCUGGCGGCACUUCCCUUCACAAGCUGCUCAUCCAGUCACAUCAGAGGAGUCUCAAUGGCAACUUCGGCGAGCUGGGCGGCGGCGGCGGCACGGGCGGCGGCGACAACCAGCUGGCGCGCUGGUUCUCGCCCGAGCUGCUGGCGCGCGCGUCGGCCGGCAAGCUGCCGUCGGUGCACGUGCCCAACGCGCUGUGCCUGGAGGACCUGGAGCGCCACCACCACGCCCCGCCCGUGCACAACUGA